Messenger RNA from Anopheles nili, 521 nucleotides. Its product is annotated as mitochondrial import inner membrane translocase subunit Tim13. The transcript has 3 exons. The coding region runs from base 90 to 359 and encodes 89 amino acids. The record is from RefSeq and is a predicted model, not a curated record. Lineage: Eukaryota; Metazoa; Arthropoda; Insecta; Diptera; Culicidae.
UUUCUGCAAUAUUUAUCAAUUUGGGAUAGUUUUUCCCAAUCGCAUUUAAAUUUACGCACUGCCAAUUUAUACCAUACGCCCAGCAGGUCAUGGAUACUUCCUUAGAAAACCUUUCGUCGACGCAGAAGGAUGAGUUGAUGAGCACAAUCAAGCAAAAGAUAGCGAUAGCGAAUGCCCAAGAGCUUGUUACCAAAAUGACGGAGAAAUGUUUCAGAAAAUGUGUCGGUAAACCCGGACAGGAUCUCGACGGUUCGGAACAGAAAUGCAUUGCCAUGUGCAUGGACAGGUUUAUGGACUCUUGGAAUGUCGUGUCUAGGGCAUUAACGCAACGUUUGCAACAAGAACAAUACAAAGGAUAACCUAGAUCAUUGAAUGCUAGCGUAACGUGUCCAGGGAAAUAGCCUAAUGUGUUUCACCAAUCGAAACCAGUCAUUUAUAUCUUCUGUUCAAAGACAUCUAAAAAUAGUGGUUUUUCGUUUGAAUUCAAUAAUUAGUUAAUAAAUCAGCUCUAGACUAUCUCA